Paralichthys olivaceus (Japanese flounder) is the source of this 2286-nucleotide messenger RNA. NCBI's taxonomy places the organism in Eukaryota, Metazoa, Chordata, Actinopteri, Pleuronectiformes, Paralichthyidae. The record is from RefSeq and is a predicted model, not a curated record.
AUGGAGAGGAAGGAGAGGGAAAGGAUGGAGAGCGAAAAGAUAGAAGAGAGAAAGAGGUUAGAAAGAGAGAGGGAGAACCAGCAAAGGGAAGAGAGGGAAAAAGCAGAGAAAGAAAGGGAGCAGCUGAGGGCAGAUGAGGAAGAAAAGAAAAAAGAAAUGGCAAAAAAGAAGAUGGAAGAGGAGAAGAGCAGAAAGAAAGAGGAAGAGAAGAUGGUGGAAAGGGGUGAUAAUAGCAAAGGAAUGAAACCACAACAGAGACAAGAGAUAGCUUUUGAUUUAGUGCAAAGCAGCCAGGAAGUGGUGAGCAUCCAAUCAGCUGAGUGGCCUCCACUGAGGGAAGCAGAGCUGGAUGAUAUCGCAUAUGAUGAUGAUGAAGAGUCAGAAAGCAAAUGUCAUCCCAAACUAGAGAAAACAGUCGACCCCAAGGCUGAAAUCCAACGGCUCUCCACCAGAACUGCUGACUCUGCCCCUGCAGCCAGACCAACAAAUAAAUCUAACUCCAGAUCAGGCAAACCUAAGGACAGUGAUACUGCUGUUAAGCCCCUGAGUGGGUCUGGCCCGAGAUCAGUUAAACAAGGCAAACCUAACAUUCACCUAGCCGCCAUCCCAGAGUGGAUGAGGGAGGAGGAGGACGAGGAGGUGGAGUAUGAGAGAGGACACGAGGAUCUCGGCUCUAUCUGGCUGGCUGAGCUGUACAUGGAGGGGGAAGCGGGCCCAGGACACCCAUCCUCUGCUGUAACCCAGAAGCCCUCUUCUCUGCCCUUCAGCGAACAAACCCGUCACCAGACCUCUGCUGCCAGUCAGCGUCCUGACUCUGUGACCGGUCAGACUGAACAUCCUACAGAGACGAGGGCUAAACUUCCUCCCCAACACAAUGAGGCUCGAAAACAGCCAAUAAAAGGACAGAGAGACGAUCAUCCCUGCCUGGAGGUAGCAGCUGACAAGGAGGGAGAACUUGUUCAAUCGUCUGUGAUGCACUUGCCCCUUCAUCCAAGUGCAAAUGCAACCAGCCAACCCUCUGACUUAAAACAUACCAAGAUACAAGCUGACAUACACAUCAGCAAGACACAUGAUGACCCAAGGAAACCCACAGAUUCACUCAUGAGUCUUGAAAUGAGGGAUGUUAUUCAUGUGAACCAUUCCAAGAGCUUGAACGAGCGCCCCACACAGAACGACAGCACACGGAUGGACGGCCGACACACAGGGACCCCUGAUCAUAACGACCCCAUCAAAGACAAACAUCUCCAGGAGGAGGAGGAGUUCCUGUUAGCCAAAAUCCGUCUGAUGAGCGGUGGUGACACGUCACCCGUCUCUAGUGCUCGCAUUAUGAAACGCCUCAUCCCCGCCCCUGGUGAUAUUGAUAGUGACGCCACAGAAAACCCUCCCGAACUUACUGAUCAGAAUCAGAUCUCAUUUACCCGCUGCUGUGACGGCCUGCAGGAAAUAUCACUAACUGAGACAGAGGAGCCACUGAGAGGGAAGCGUGUGCUAAAGCACCAGGAGGUCGACCUCCCGUCUGAGCUCAGAGACACGACCAGCACAGACACACACACCCCUCCUCCCCAUCACUGUGAGAUGAAGACAUCUUGGCUUCCCACAUUACUAGAAGAGGAAUCUGCUGAAAUCAAAACUCCUGAUCCAGUUCCUAAAGUCAGAGAGGAGGCCGAUGGGAAGGACGACUCUGCUGAGGACCUGGUGAACUCCAGCCAGUCGCUGCUGCAGUGGUGUCAGGACAUCACCAGCCAGCACCAGGGGGUAAAGGUCACAAACUUCAGCACGUCCUGGAGAAACGGCCUGGCCUUCUGUGCCAUCCUGCAUCACUUCCACCCAGACAAAAUAGAUUUUGACCAGUUAAAUCCACAUGACAUCAAGCUCAACAACAAAAAGGCGUAUGACGGUUUCGAGGCGCUGGGCAUCUCUCGUCUGUUGGAGCCGUCCGACAUGGUUCUCCUAUCCGUCCCCGACAGGCUCAUAGUCAUGACCUACCUCAGCCAGAUCCGCUCGCACUUCACCAACCAGGAGCUGAGCGUGCUGCAGAUCGAGCACAACAGCAGCCAGUCCAGCUACGGCCUCGCCCUCUCCGGCCCUGCCCCCACUGACGUCGACGCUGCUGCAUUCUGCAUGGCCAGACUGAACGAAGGAGUGAGUCUAGAGGAAGGGGGAAGCAGCACACUGGUCGUCCCGCCACCGAGGACCAAACGACUGGUUAAAGGUAUCAACCCGUCGUCAUUUAUGCCAUCUGUCCUCAAGGCUCUUUUUAUCUGCUUCAACCUUUUUGACCCUUCA